CCACUGUCAGCAAAAUGUCUGUCGUCGAUGUCCAAGCUGGUUGCUUUCGGAACCUGCUAUCGUUCUCGUUUCGCAAGAAGCGCUCAGAGCGAGAGAAGAACGAUGUCCCAACGAAGUCCGCGAGGCGGCCAACAGAGCUACCCGUCGUUCAAGUGCCCGAGGCCAAGCUAGAGGAGAGCGAGCGCCCCGGGUUAUCCGUGAAAGAAGGGGAAUUGCCCCCUUAUGCUAAUGCCGGGUUUUUCUGCGCACAUUCCAACGCUCAAGCGUAUGCGGACCUUGUCAAACCUCCAGCAUAUAGCUCAUGCGAAUUGGGCGAAUACUUCCGCCCUGAGGUUCUGGAAACCAUCGAGGACACGCUCGAGAAGCUGAACCCUGCGCUCCGCGAGCUCAGCCUUGACAUCCUCCACCACCCUGAGAUCCAAUGGGAGGAGAAACGUACACAUGAUACCCUCACCGCAUUCAUGUCUUCACAUGGCUUCGCGGUCACCCAGCACUAUCUCGACCUACCUACCGCAUGGCGCGCCGAGUUUACGCACACGUCCUCGAGCAAUGCGGAUGCGAAGCUACGUGUGAUCGGUGUCAAUUCGGAGAUGGACGCGCUCCCGGGCAUUGGGCACGCGUGUGGGCACAACCUCAUAGCGAUUGCGGGUGUGGGUGUCGCGCUCGCGAUCAAGGCAGCGUUGGAGAAGCAUAACGUACCAGGUAAAGUUGUUUUGCUCGGAACACCCGCUGAGGAAGGAGGUGGCGGGAAGAUCAAUCUACUAGAUGGUGGUGCAUAUGAGGAGAUGGACGCAUGUCUCAUGUGUCAUCCAUCCCCUGGACCACCAAAUUACGUUUCCAUCGGCCCUUCCCUUGCCUGCCAGCCACUCGAAAUUGAAUUCUUUGGUCACGGGGCACAUGCAGCUUGGGCACCCUGGGAGGCACAGAAUGCGCUCGACGCAGCGUUCCUGGCAUAUUCGAGUGUGUCUGUGCUCCGGCAACAGAUCAAGCCUACGCACCGGGUGCACGGCAUCGUCAGUGGGAAGGAUUGGGCGCCGAAUGUGAUUCCCGACUAUGCUAAGAUGCACUGGAUUGUCCGGGCGCCCACUUGGGCUGAGCUUGUCGCACUGCGGGAGCGUGUCAAAGCCUGUUUCGAGGCUGCAGCACAUGCCACGGGCUGCAAGCUUACCCUGAAGGCUGGUCCCGGGUAUUAUGACCUGAGACAGAACACGCCCCUGGGCGAGGAGUUUGCUAAGGUAGUGAAGGACUUCGGUGUCAAUGCUCAAUUUGAUGAGGGUAUGGCGGCUUCGACGGACUUUGGCAACGUCACUUACGCUCUGCCGUCUCUUCAUCCCUGCCACACCAUCCCCACUAAGCCGAACGGUGCGAACCACACUCCGCAGUUCACCGAAGCCGCGGGCACGCCGGAGGCACAUGCGAAGACCAUUACAGUUAUGAAGGGUCUCGCUGCAACAGGCUUCCGCAUACUAGCGGAUGGCGAAUUCACCGCACAGGUGAAGAAGGCCUGGGAGGAGCAGAUGAUCGAAUGAUAUACACGUGCAGCGUCAGCGACUUGAUAACCCUUGCACUAUAUGGAGCAGAAGGGAUGCCCAAGAUUUAUUCUGAGGAUUCUCGGAGGUGGUGGCGUCAAGGAAUAUCAUACAUACGUGCAGAGACGACGACACUUUGGCCGCGGAGGGAUGAUGCCAUUCAUUGUCCCUUGAAAAAUCAAAUGCAAUUUCAUUCGGGGCACGUAGGAUUACGACAUCUUGAGUCACGAAAGUUCUUCAAUGAAAGCAUAGUACAGCAGGAAGAGUGUUUUACUGUAGGUGCGACUAUAUUUUACAUUUGGUGUU
Messenger RNA from Postia placenta MAD-698-R-SB12, 1835 nucleotides. RefSeq lists its product as hypothetical. The transcript has 12 exons. NCBI's taxonomy places the organism in Eukaryota, Fungi, Basidiomycota, Agaricomycetes, Polyporales, Adustoporiaceae. Gene Ontology annotation, molecular function: dipeptidase activity. Bases 15 to 1529 code for a protein of 504 amino acids. The record is from RefSeq and is a predicted model, not a curated record.